AAAGGAGAAUCGAAAAUGAUGCCUUAAUUUCCGUUUAAGCAGCAAUUAGCUUUCCUCUUUUGUUUUCAGUUUUGUCUUUAAAUUUUCUCUUAACAACAAAACAAAAUAUUGAUCUAUUUGAGGUACCCAAAGAUUCUAUAUAAAUGGAAAACACAAUCUGAGUAACUCAUUAACACUGUGGAGAGAAAGAAAUCACCAAUAUACAAAGAUUCUUCAUUAUCUAUGUUUUAAUGCAUAUUCGGUUUUGAGGCGCAUCUUCUGGAGAUUCUUCUCAACCUCAACGAAAAUUUCUCAGCUUUUCCGUCAUUUUCUGCUGACAGAUUUUCCAAGUCAAUGUUUUUCUCUACUGGGUGUUUGUUUAUUAAUUCCUAGGCAUAGUAAGAUUUGAUUUGAUUUGAUUAUUUGUUUUUCGAAUCAUAUUAUUAUUAUCGGACAUUUCCAUUUUCCUGGUAAUUGGGAUUGGCUAUAAUUUCGCAAUCUUGUUUUUUAGGGUUUAUGUCGAUUGUGUUUGGAGGAUGCCCUUUUGUCUCCGAAUGAGAUUUGACCAUUAAAAGAUUGGUCCUUGAUGAUUGCAGUUUCUGGGAUUGAUUCUUUUUUAAAAAGGAAUAUUGCCUUUUUUGGCUGUCUGAUUUAUCCGUAUAAUUUUAUUUUUAAUGGUAAUGCGAGAAAAUCAGAUUAAGAUUCUGGUGUUAUUAUGUAUAAAUUAAAGAAUAGUGAAGGCUCUUUGCGCUUCUUGUUUAAGCAAGCUCUGCGUCACCCCCACCAUAUGGCUUAUUCGGUAGGCUAUGAUCCUUGUUCCCAUUUGAGCAAGCCUUUUUUCCAUUACCGACACCAUAGGGUUUAUGCCAAUGUUUUUGGGGUUAGUACUAGAACUAGAAGCAAUGGGUUCAGUCGUAAAGGUUGCAGCUUUGACACCAUUGGUAGUUGUAGUGGUAAUAGUAAUGGGAUGUUUGUGAGGGCAGAGGCAAGGCCCCGUUGCUUUGCAUCUCAACAUCGCCAACAGAUGUUGGCUGAUUUGGAGAAAGGGAAUUCUGUGAGGGAUGAUGACCGUGAUGCUACUGUGAUUAAGGUUGAUAAUGGAUCAGUCAAUGGAAGUCCUAUUAAUCCUCUUUGUUUCCGUGAUCACCAUUUGUCCCAGAAACUUGUUGUUGCUGUUGACGUUGAUGAGGUAUUAGGAAACUUUGUGUCCGCUCUCAACAAAUUCAUUGCAGAUCAAUAUUCAUCAAAUUAUUCAGUUUCUGAAUAUCACGUGUACGAGUUCUGUAAGAUAUGGAACUGUUCGCGUGAUGAAGCUGAUAUGCGUGUUCAUGAGUUUUUUAAGACACCAUAUUUCAAAUUAGGGAUCCACCCUCUCCCAGGUGCUCAGACGGCUCUUGAGAAGUUAUCAAGAUUUUGUAAACUAUCAGUUGUAACAUCUCGGCAGAAUGCAAUUAAGGAUCACACAAUUGAGUGGAUAGAGAAGAAUUAUCCAGGAUUGUUUCAUGAGAUUCACUUUGGUAACCACUUUGCUCUUGAUGGGGUGUCAAGACCAAAGUCAGAGAUUUGUAGGUCUUUGAAUGCUAAGGUUCUUAUUGAUGAUAACCCACGAUAUGCCAUAGAGUGCGCUGAUGUUGGAAUUAGAGUCCUACUUUUUGAUUAUGAAAACUCAUAUCCUUGGUGCAAGAAUGAGUCCGUUGAUCAGCACCCUUUGGUGACCAAAGUUAAGAACUGGGAAGAAGUGGAACAACAAUUAAUGUCAUUGAUGGCUUCAUAGUCUCUAAAUCCAGUAGCAAGGAUUGUGGAAACCACCUUUUCUACGUGAAGUGCUGGACCUAUUCUUGAAGAAGUGAAAUCACCUGAAGCGGCUGAAAGGAGGACCAACCAGAGGGUUAUAGGGUAAGCUGAGGUUGAAGAAAUACAAGUGACAUGAUUAUAUUCUUUUUCCCCUUUUUAAGCAACAUUUAUGAAGAUUGGAAUAGGAAGUUGUUCAUUUUUAUUCAAAUUCUCGUGGUUUAACAUAUAACCUGAUUAUGAUUUGUUUUUACCUUCCAUGAAUGUUGAAGGGAAAUCUGAAUCAUAUGAUUCAAUCUUGACCGUCAAAUUUAUGUCCUUAUGUGGGAUCACGUUUA
Gastrolobium bilobum is the source of this 2108-nucleotide messenger RNA. RefSeq lists its product as uncharacterized. The transcript is spliced from 6 exons. The record is from RefSeq and is a predicted model, not a curated record. Lineage: Eukaryota; Viridiplantae; Streptophyta; Magnoliopsida; Fabales; Fabaceae. Bases 695 to 1753 code for a protein of 352 amino acids. Gene Ontology annotation, molecular function: 5'-nucleotidase activity. Gene Ontology annotation, biological process: deoxyribonucleotide catabolic process.